AUGACCAACGCGGACCCCCGCCCGGCGUGCCUCCGGGUGCCGAUACGCCGCGACCGAGCGAUCCGCCCCAAGACUGGCAGGCGGUGCUGCCGCCCCGCGCCUGCGCGGAACGCCAACCGGCGGAAAGAGAAGGAACGCCCACCCGCGGGAGAAGCGCCCCGCGGCCGGCCGCACGCCUGCCAGCGCCCAGCGCCCUCCCACUGCAGGCCCCGCCUCCCAGCGCCGCGGCCAAUCACCGGAGAGCAGGAAGAGGCGGGCGGCCUACGGGACCGCUCCAACGCCUACUUCGGACCAGUCGGGUCCCAGGACCUGGGGAGGGCGGGGCUAGUCCGACCAGCCAAUCAGAGACUUGGGGGCGGUUACAUCCGGCACUCCCGCGACCUCGGCUCCGCCCCCCGCGUUGACGUCUACUUGCCAACCUAUAAACGCCUGAGCCACGGGGAGGGGGAAGGAGGCGGAGAAUCCUCGUCGUCGCCGCCGCCGCCCGCCCGGCCCUGGUCGUCAGCUUCCUCGGGAGAGCGGCCUGGGGGCCUGAGACGGCGGCGGCCCCGACCCAGGCCUCGACCCCCAAGACCGCGAGCUCGGAAGCGGCCUGCCGGUUCGGGCAGCCGGGGAGAGGAAGAGGAGGAAGAGGACGAGGGGGCCGCAGACGACGGGGAAGCCGAGGAGGAGCCCGAGGAGGAGGAGGAAGAGGAGGAAGACUUGAUCGAUGGCUUUGCCAUCGCUAGCUUUGCCAGUCUUGAGGCCUUGCAGAAGGAUGCAUCUCUUCAGCCCCCAGAGCGACUGGAACAUCGGCUGAAGCAUUCUGGGAAACGGAAAAGGGGGGGCUCCAGUGGGGCCACUGGGGAGCCAGGAGACAGCUCAGAUCGUGAGCCUGGCCGGCCCUCUGGGGAUAGGCCCCGCAAAUGGCCCAAUAAGCGAAGACGGAAAGAGGCUUUCUCCCGUCACUCUCUGGAAGCUGGAUAUAUAUGUGACGCAGAAAGUGAUCUGGAUGAGAGGGUCUCCGAUGAUGACCUCGACCCUUCCUUUACUGUCUCAACCAGCAAAGCCUCGGGUCCUCAUGGCACCUUCAAUGGGAACUGUGAAGCAAAACUCUCUGUGGUCCCUAAAGUGUCGGGCCUGGAGCGGAGCCAAGAGCAGCCCCCAGGGCCCGACCCGCUGCUAGUGCCUUUCCCCCCAAAGGAACCACCACCUCCACCAGCCCCUCGGCCUCCUGUCUCAUCCCCUACACCCUUACCAGCUACCCCCAGUCUGCCACCCCCACCCCAGCCCCAGCUGCAGCUUCGGGUCUCACCCUUCGGCCUCCGAACUUCUCCCUAUGGCAGCAGCCUGGACCUCAGCACUGGCAGCUCUUCACGGCCGCCCCCCAAGGCCCCGGCCCCUCCCGUGGCUCAGCCUCCCCCCUCAUCAUCCUCUUCGUCCUCCUCCUCCUCAUCUGCCUCCUCCUCGUCCGCGCAGCUCACCCACCGGCCCCCGACGCCCUCACUGCCCCUGCCUCUAUCCACCCACAGCUUUCCUCCCCAUGGGUUGCGCCCACCACCACCACCCCACCACCCCUCCUUGGUCUCCCCUGGCCCCACCCUGCCCCCACCCCCACCUCUGCUGCAGGUGCCAGGGCACCCUGGGGCCUCAGCCGCUAACGCCCUUUCUGAGCAGGACCUGAUCGGCCAGGACCUGAACUCUCGCUACCUGAAUGCCCAGGGUGGCCCUGAGGUGGUGGGGGCAGGGGGCUCGGCCCGGCCCCUGGCCUUCCAGUUCCACCAGCACAACCACCAACACCAGCACACCCACCAGCACACCCACCAGCACUUCACCCCCUAUCCCCCGGGCCUGCUGCCUCCCCACGGCCAUAUGUUUGAGAAAUACCCAGGAAAGAUGGAAGGCCUUUUCCGACAUAAUCCGUACAUGGCCUUCCCUCCCGCUGUGCCCGGGCUCCCUCCGGGUCUCCCGCCAGCUGUCUCCUUUGGCUCCCUGCAGGGGGCCUUCCAGCCCAAGAACACGAACCCUGAGCUGCCACCACGACUGGGGCCAGUGCUGAGCGGGCUCCCCCAGAAGGGGGCACAGAUCCCUGAUCAUUUCCGGCCACCUUUGAGGAAACCAGGAAAGUGGUGUGCCAUGCACGUGCGUGUGGCUUACAUGAUCCUGAGACACCAGGAGAAGAUGAAGGGGGACUCCCACAAGCUUGACUUUCGGAACGACCUCUUGCCCUGCCUUCCAGGGCCCUACGGGGCCCUGCCCCCUGGGCAGGAGCUCUCCCACCCGGCCUCCCUCUUCACUGCGACUGGAGCCGUCCAUGCUGCAGCCAAUCCUUUCACAACAGCUCCCGGGGCCCAUGGACCCUUCCUGAGCCCCAGCACCCACAUUGAUCCCUUUGUGCGUCCCACAAGCUUCGCCUCCUUGGCUGCCCUCUCCAACGGGGCCUUUGGAGGCCUGGGCAGCCCCACAUUCAACUCCAGCGCCGUCUUUGCCCAGAAAGAAAGCCCAGGAGCCCCACCAGCCUUUGCCUCCCCACCAGACCCAUGGGGCCGCCUGCAUCGCAGCCCUCUUGCCUUUCCUGCUUGGGUCCGACCCCCUGAAACUGCCCGGACACCGGGCUCAGACAAGGAGCGGCCUGUGGAGCGAAGGGAGCCCUCUGUCACCAAGGAGGAGAAGGACAGGGACCUCCCUUUCUCACGGCCCCAGCUGCGAGUUUCUCCUGCUACUCCUAAGGCCAGGGCUGGCGAGGAAGGAGCCCGUCCAGCCAAAGAGUCUGUGCGGGUAAAGGAAGAGCGGAAAGAAGAGGCUGCUGCCGCCGCCGCCGCUGCUGCCGCUGCUGCCGCUGCUGCAGCCGCUGCCGCUGCCGCUGCUGCUGCAACCACUGGGCCUCAGGGCCUUCACUUGCUUUUGGAGAGGCCCCGGCCACCCCCUUUUCUUGGUCCUAGUCUGCCAGAGCGCUGUGCAGGCUUCCCAGAGCCAACCUGGUUGGCAGGGCCCCCACGCCUGGCCAGGCCACCGCGCUUUUAUGAGGCAGGUGAGGAGUUGACUGGACCAGGGGCCAUGGCUGCUGCCCGCCUCUAUAGUCUAGACCCUACUCAUUCCCUGCUAUACAGCCGUUUGGCUCCUCCUCCACCACCUACUGCGACUCCAGGAACCCCUCACCUUCUCAGCAAGACCCCACCAGGAGCCCUUUUGGGAGCACCACCACCUCUUGUGCCCGCCCCUCGGCCCAGUUCCCCACCUAGGGCCCCUGGCCCAGCCCGGGCUGACAGGUGAGGAGAGGUGAGGGGCAGGGGCAGAGCUCCACCCCCUUUCCCCAUUCCUUGUGACAAAGUCCUAGGGCUGAAGUUUUUAAGCCAGGGUUGGAAGGCAAAGGUCACAAUCUCAUGGCCAUCUCUGAAGUCAUGGACCUGGGAAUAGAAUCCCCAACCCCCCCACAAGGUCAAGUAUCUUGUGGACUCUGGGGUCACCGGGAGGACAGAGGUCAUAAGCCUCUAGAGAGAAGUGUGUGUGUGUGUGUGUGUGUGUGUGUGUGUGUGUGUGUGUGUAUGUAUGCGCGCAUACACGCGCAUGAGUGCAUGAGGGGUCAUUUCAGAGGUUAUGGCUCAUGACUUAAGGUGCACCAAUGCCCCCUCUAAGGGCCUCUAGGCCCUUGGCCUGCCUCCCCAAGGGCUCACUAAGCCAGAGGCCAAAGUGCCCCCGCUCCCUUUCACCUAACACCCAAAUUCCCAUGCCCUCCUAGGGCUGAGGAAGGAGGAACUAAAGGAAAAGGGGUUCCAUGUACAUAUUUAUCACCCCUUCCACAAAUCCCCCAGACCUUUUGUACAUUUUUACAGGGGUGCCCCUCCCAACAACCCUCUUCCUGGUUAAUUAAAUCCUCAGACUGGUGCUGUGUUCCUAGCCUCUGGCCUCUCUGUAGGGGGAGGGUGUCCCAGGGGAAGAGCCUGGAGGGGACAGGCAGGAACCCAGGGCUUGACCCUGGGUAUGUAGGGUCCAGCAGGAGGUAGACCAACAGGGAAAGGGACCUGGGAUCUAGGCUGGAGGGAAGGGCAAACACUAUUUGGCUGUCAGCCCAGGUUCCCCCAGACUUGUUCUAUUCAUUCUGUGUGGCCCACAGCUCUAAAAGGCUCAGCCUUCAAGCCUCAGACUCCUCUUAUGGCUCAGUCCCUACUGCAACCACCCUAUCUCCAAGUGCCCCCAGGACUUCUGGGCCCUGUUCCACAGAACCCUGUCCCAAACUAAGGGAGAGGUGGCCAGAGAAGGUCACCAUGAAACACACACCAAAGAAGGGGGUUGGUUCAGGGGUGGGCAACACAGGCAGCUUCUUCAGCAGCCUCCCAGCAGCAGCCCCAGCCUUCCCAAAGCAGCAGCACCUCCAGGCUGGGGCCCAACUAGAAGGCAGGGCUCAGUUUAACAAAACCGGAACUUUGAUUUUUUUUUCCCCAGUGGGGCUUAUUCUGUAACAUGACUUGCGAAUAUUUAUAUAAAAAUGAGUGUUACAAUGAGA
This is a messenger RNA of Peromyscus maniculatus bairdii (prairie deer mouse), 4483 nucleotides long. It is a transcript of the gene Fbrs, whose product is annotated as fibrosin. The record is from RefSeq and is a predicted model, not a curated record. Lineage: Eukaryota; Metazoa; Chordata; Mammalia; Rodentia; Cricetidae.